Molecule: messenger RNA, 1862 nt
Organism: Ceratina calcarata
Lineage: Eukaryota; Metazoa; Arthropoda; Insecta; Hymenoptera; Apidae
Gene: Rcd5
Product: microspherule protein Rcd5
Exons: 6
Coding region: 291-1709 (472 amino acids)
Biological process (GO): positive regulation of transcription by RNA polymerase II
Cellular component (GO): Ino80 complex; NSL complex; MLL1 complex
Molecular function (GO): protein binding; G-quadruplex RNA binding
Source: RefSeq, a predicted model, not a curated record
AUAUUAUUGUAAGUCAGGUCAGGAGUUCAGGAGCUCUCUUUUUGUUACGUUGGCAGCUAUUCGUACUCAUUGCGAUUGCUGCACAUGUAUAUACAUGUUUGUUUUAGGAUACGUGAAGUGAUAAAGUGCAAAACAGUUCAAUUAUUUGAGUAAAUAUUAAUUAUUAACGUAAUUAAUCAAUACAAAUCGUAGUAUUAAAUUGUCUCAGUUGGACCAUUUAUCAUGCAAUGACAUAAUUCGUUUCUACGCUAUCGUAAUUACUUGUUUACUUUAAAGUAACCUAAAAAAUUAUGGAUAUUCCGACUCCUUCAAAUGUAAAUCAUGGAUUUUCUCAUAAUAACGAUGCAUUUUUGAAUAUAUCUAUUGAAUCUCCAAAUCUAGAUCCAUUGUCAACAAAACGGAGAAGCUCCUCACGUACAAUAAAGCGUAGAAAGUUUGACGAUGAACUUGUCGAAACAACAUUCAAUUUGCAACCACCAGCUACAAGUACAAAGUCUGCCUCCAGAUCUAGAACUGUUUCGAUUUCUACUACCCCAAUGGAAUCUGCUAUCCCACAACAAAAUGUACCAAGUCCAAUUCAAGUCUCUACAAAUGUCACUCAAUCAGACAAAUGUAAUAGACGAACAAGUAGACCAGGGGCAUCGAAUGCUCCUGGUAGAAAAAACAAGAGAAAUAAAAAUCAUUCACAUUCAGUGAAUGCAACAAAGGAUUUGGGAAGGUGGAAACCAACAGAUGAUUUGGCACUAAUUACUGGUGUACAGCAAACAAAUGAUUUGAGAAUGGUUCAUAGAGGUACAAAGUUUUCUUGUCGAUUCACAUUGCAAGAAAUACAACAAAGGUGGUACGCUUUAUUGUAUGACAGCGCAGUUUCACGAGUAGCAGUUCAGGCAAUGAGAAAUUUACACCCUGAAUUAAUUGCUAGUGUCCAAGCAAGAACUUUAUAUAGUAAACCAGAGGAAGAUCUGCUGGGUACAGUAAAAUCGACGUCUCAGCCAACGUUAGAAGUGUUCCAAGAACUUCUUGAAGCAAACACCCAUACAUUUUAUUCUGCUCGAACUGCGAAAGCUUUAAUGGCUCACUGGCAGUUGAUGAAACAAUACCACCUACUUCCUGAUCAAACUGUACAAAGUCUGCCGCGCGGUGAACACGUUCUCAAUUUUUCUGACGCUGAAGAUAUGAUCAAUGACACCGAGUUAAUUGAACAAAAAGAUGAGUUGGUAGAUGCAGAGCUCGUUGCAGCAGAUAGGAGAAAUAAGAGGGAGAUAAAAGUGUUAGAGAACGAAUUAAGUAGGUGGCAAGUUCUAGUUGACAGUGUAACUGGUGUAAAUCCACCAGACUUUGAUAAUCAAACUUUAGCAAUACUUAGAGGGAGACUUGUUAGGUAUUUGAUGAGAUCGCGGGAGAUUACUGUAGGUCGUUCAACGAAAGAUCAUAACGUGGACGUGGACUUAUCAUUGGAAGGACCAGCUUGGAAAGUUUCACGAAGGCAAGGGACAAUUCGUUUAAGAAAUAAUGGAGAUUUCUUUCUUUCUUCAGAAGGGAAACGUCCGAUUUUUGUAGAUAGUAGACCUAUUCUCGCAGGGAAUAAAAUGAAACUUAAUAAUAAUAGCGUAAUUGAGAUUGCAGGUCUAAGGUUCAUAUUUCUAAUAAACCAAGAACUAAUUUCCGUCAUACGUCAAGAAGUAGUGAAACUGAAUUUAAAGCCGUGAAUGCUUUACUUAUUCAUUUAUAAUGUAUUAACGCUACUGUAGCUAGUGUAAUGUCUCGUACAUGCUGUAUCGUAUUAUAAGAUUUUUGUAUAAAGUACAUAAUUGUUCAGUUAAACAAAGGUAAUAAAUUUUGCUCAAUUUUGUAUAUUGUAA